AUGAAGAAAGAGGUAGAGUCAUCCUCGGCUUGUACUAUCAAGCCAAUUUGGAUUUCUGCUUUCAGCUUUAAAGUAAGUUUUUUCCUAUUUUUCCAUUGCUAAGAAGACUUUUCAGAUGCGAGGCCUUCUACUUUUCUCGCUCGUCGCAAUGGCGACGGGCUUCUUACUUCCUCCUUCAAACAAGUCGGAGUCGUCUCCAGUAAAGCCUCCGACAGAAGAUCCACCUUCUGGAGACUUCGGACGCUUCUCUCGUCAUCCACGACGAUCUUCGCCGGCUCCAAAGGAAACGAGUGACGCCAGCAAUCUGCAUCAUAGAAGUACACCUGAAGCCUUCGCGUUCCAUCACAGAACAACUGGAUCCCCAGUCCGAGUGAAGCGAUCUCUCGGUUUCGAACAGGCCGCUGCCGAACUCAUGCCCGACGCCUCUACCAUCGACCCUCCCAGAGAGAAGCGUUCAGUAGAAGAUGAAGCUAAAAAGGACAAGCCUGUCAACUGGUGGGUGCCCUACACACUCCCGAUCCUGCCCACUUGGUCCCUGUUCAACAACGAAGAAGGGAAAACUCCGAUGCCAGUCACCAGACUUCCUUCCCCUACGGACGGUCUCGGAAGGCACACUACGCCUCGCAAAGAUAUUCGUCUCCCUACGGGCUCACCCGCUACCGACGAUGCCCUGUUUUAUGAUGGAAAAGGCUCGACGGCUAUUCUAUCAGAGCAGAAACACGAGACCGACUCGCUCGGUCAUCGCACAACGCCUGGAGGUUUGCCUGAAGUCUUUGAAUCAAAGUAAUUGGGAUUUUACAGAAGAAGAUGGGCACACAGCCGUCGUAAAUAAGAAUCAUCGAACGACGACUCGAAACUCGCGAUUCCGCAAACCGCCUCCUCGAACCACCGAAGCGCCAAAAAGCGAUAUCGCCUACUCUCCAGAACCUUCAGAAGGACGACAGAAUAGAACUUCAUCAGAGAGAACUACUCCAGGUAUGAGCAAGGAAAACGAACACUCUUCAUUUUUCAUUUCAGACGGGUCCAAGCUCAUUGUCAAAAACCCCUCGACUCCAGAGUCAGCGGCAAGGGAGAACCGUAGAAGUACACCUGGAAAAGAUGCCGCUCCAACCCUACCUUCUCGAAACGAUUCCAAUCUCAUCCUCAAACAUCGAUCAACUCCAGCCCCUCCGAAAAUUGUUCAAAGGACAGAGACUGCCUCUUUGAGCCGGCGCACGACUCCUGGAGAAGGUAUAGAGAAAAACAUUCAUGGAAGGUUAAAAAUUCGAACUUUAGAUGAGCUUGAAGGCAGUGGACACACUGAACAAGAGUUUCAUCGAUCGACACCGGAUUCGUCCAAAAUUCGUCCUCCAGCCACUGCCCGGACUGCUGGAGAAGCCGAAGCUGAAACAGCUGCUCCGACUGGUUCUAAUGACAUCAAGUACAGUGAUGCUACUAAAGAACAAAACCGAAGAAGACGGAACAAUACUACCCCAAAAGGUUGAUUUCGAAUCUUCCGGCUGAAUUACAAUUAUUCGUUUUUAGGAAGCUCACACACUUCAAGCGAUGCUCCAGAAGAGGCUCAAAGUCGGGAAACAGAUUCUUUGGAACGACGCACGACACCAGGAGGUGAGCUUCUGAAUCCACGAGAUCCUCUUGACACAGGAAUCUUUCCAGAUGACAGUCAAGCCUCCGCGGAGCGAUUUCAUCUCCCAACUCUGCCUCCUUGGCUCAAAAAGUUCACUCUGCCGCACGGUUGGACCUUCCCUCACCGACGGACCAGAGCCACCGAAGUUCCUCCGACAAUGGUCUCACCAGCUGUCUAA
Caenorhabditis auriculariae is the source of this 1805-nucleotide messenger RNA. The record is from the annotation of a GenBank genome assembly. Lineage: Eukaryota; Metazoa; Nematoda; Chromadorea; Rhabditida; Rhabditidae.